AUGAAGCCCGUACCUCGCCCAGCCUCGCGCCUGAUGUCCGCGCUCCCGGCUCUGCUCCUGCUCUCGGCGCGCGCUCCGGCAUCGGUGGUGGCGGCCAGCACGGCGCCGUCGGCGAUCAAGGUGCUCGAAACGUCCCAGGUGCUCAACUACGACAUCGGCGGCGUCGGAUCCCUCACCCUGACGGCGCUCCUGUACCUCGAAAAGCUGCCGGAAAACCCCGCUUCGAAGGGCGACGCCGCCGCCAAGGCUCCCAUCGAGGUGGCGGUCCGCGACGUCUUCAAUUUGUGCUUCGACGGCGUGGUGCGCUGGCGCUUCGGUGAUCCCAAAGGAAAGCCGCUCGGUCUUCGAUCCCAACCGUCGUCGUCGUCGUCGUCGUCGUCGUCGGGCAACACGGCUAGUUUUGUCGAUGCCAAAGUGUGUGGACAGGACCUCACGGACCACACAAACUGCCUCGUCGGCGACCUGUCCACGCCAAACGCCACCAUCGCCGGAUGCGCCACGAUCAACCGUGACCUGGCCAUCUUCGAGGCGCUGAGCGAGACCAACUUCGAUGCAAAGAUCGGCGUAUGGGCUGUCCAGCGGCCAAAUGAGCAGGAGGUGUUCCACCCGCUGUACCAGAUGACCAAGCAGAGGGAUCUCCCUACUUUCGUAGAUCAGGCAAGCCUGUCGCCAUAG
Pseudozyma flocculosa PF-1 is the source of this 675-nucleotide messenger RNA. RefSeq lists its product as uncharacterized. The record is from RefSeq and is a predicted model, not a curated record. NCBI's taxonomy places the organism in Eukaryota, Fungi, Basidiomycota, Ustilaginomycetes, Ustilaginales, Ustilaginaceae. The transcript is spliced from 2 exons. Bases 1 to 675 code for a protein of 224 amino acids.